Molecule: messenger RNA, 2163 nt
Organism: Protobothrops mucrosquamatus (brown spotted pit viper)
Lineage: Eukaryota; Metazoa; Chordata; Lepidosauria; Squamata; Viperidae
Product: disintegrin and metalloproteinase domain-containing protein 9-like
Exons: 19
Coding region: 1-2163 (720 amino acids)
Biological process (GO): proteolysis
Molecular function (GO): metalloendopeptidase activity
Source: RefSeq, a predicted model, not a curated record
AUGGAAUCUCCCAGCUAUCUUUAUUCUGAGGUGACGGUGCCUACUUUGCUAGAACAGCCCAACGGUGCCUACAGUAAGAAAGAAAUAUCCUAUCUGAUGAAAAUCGAAGGUGUUCACAGGAUUCUUCACCUUUAUCAGAAGUCCUUUGUGAUUCAGAAUAUGCCUAUUUACUAUCUGAGUUUAAAAGGAAGGAGAACGGUCCAGCAUCCUAAACCAAGAAUUGACUGCUAUUAUAGUGGCUACGUGGAGGACCUUCCCAAUUCAGACGUGGUCAUCUCCACCUGCAACGGUCUUUGGGGUUACGUACAGAUCGGGAACCUGACCUACCAAAUCCAGCCGAUCGAGAACUUCAGCGGGUUCAAACACCUCCUCUAUCGCAAGGCUCCAGAGCCGAAUCCUCCGUGCCAAGGGGUGGUGGUGGAAGAGAUGGGCCUGGGGGCCAGGCCGACAACGAUCCACGCACCGGAGCCCAAGGACGCCGUACCACAUUUCCCUGGGAAGAACGCGCCAUCGAGAUACCUGGAAUACUUUGCCGUUUGUGACCAUUCUGUGUUCCAGUGGGCCAAGCAGAAUGUCACUCAAGAGAUGCUGAUGGUGCUUCAGAUUCUCUCGGUGGUUCACCAUGUGUACAGUGACAUCGGACUCCACGUAGUCCUGACGGGCAUGGAGGUGUGGACAGAAAAGGACCACCUGCCCCUCAGCAAACAGUUUGGGGAAAGGGUGCAAGUGUUUCAGCACUAUGCCAAUUCUGAGCUUCAGCGCCAGACCCACUUCGACCACGCCACCUUAUUCACGAAUGUGGCUCAAGACGACACGUUCGCAAAGACGUGGAAGUUGCCCGAGUGUCUUCAGAACCAGGUCUCGGUUUCUGUGGCCAAAAUUUCUCCGUCUGCCACGGACGUCGGGGUCUCCGCUGCGCACCAGCUGGGCCACGCCCUCGGCUUCGCCCACGAUGACCUGCCACGGGCGGACGGACGGCCCUGUGGAUGCAACUCCACCACCCAAGCCGGCCACUGCCUCAUGCAUGCGGCCACGGCAGAACGCUACGCGCUGAGCAACUGCAGCAAAGAGACCUACUUCGCGUUCCUGCAGGGCCCAGGCAGGAACUGCUUCCUCAACUGGCCCAAAGACGUCACCCCGAAAAAGACGUGCGGCAACGGCGUUGUGGAGGACGGAGAGCAGUGCGACUGCGGCACGGACGAGCAGACAUGCAUAAUCAACGACUGCUGUCAAGAGGAUUGCCAAAUGAAACCCGGCGCCACCUGUCUUCAGGGAUCCUGUUGUCAAGAGUGCAAGUUGCUAACAGAAGGGACGGUGUGCCGGGAAGCCCUCUCUGAUUGUGAUCUGGAUGAAUACUGUUCGGGGACCUCGGAAACCUGCCCCCCAGAUGUCUUCAAGCAAAACGGGAUGCCCUGCGGCCUCGACAGCACCUGCUAUUCGGGCGUCUGCUUGGACAUCCGCCGGCACUGCCAGACGUUCUUCGGCAAAGGCAUGCGGAGCAAAAUGGAGAUGCAGCUGAUGGGGAUGGCAGAGGGGGGUGGUAGUGGUUCCAGGCCCUCAAGAGAUGUGUCUUGUGGAAGGCUCCAGUGCACUAACGUCCAUAAAAUUCCCAGAAUUCCCCCGGGCUUCUCCAUCCUCCAGACGCCCGUCGAAGAAGUGCUGUGCUGGAGUAUCAUCUCUGCCCAGCAGGACGAUGGGAACGAUGCCGGAGCAACGAAAGAGGGCUCUUCCUGUGGUCCCCGCAAGAUAUGCAUAAACCGAGCGUGUGAGGAGAUGAAAGUUUUGAAUUACGAUUGCGAUGUUUCCAAGUGUAACAACCAGGGGGUCUGCAACAGCAAAACGAACUGCCACUGCAGCUACGGAUGGGCCCCCCCUCACUGCAGCGGCCGCGGUUUCGGAGGAAGUGUCGACAGCGGCCCGGCUCCUGAGCGCGUCAAAUCGAAAAAAACCUUGAUGCUGGGUUCGAUUAUCGGAGUGGCGUUGCUUCUCCUGGCCCUCACGGCGAUGCUGAAGAAGUUCCUGCCCAUGUGGAUUCGAUAUGGAGGAUUGCUCAGGCAAAAAGUCUCUCCAGAACCCAUGGAUUCGGCUUUUGAAAGCACCGGAUCGGUGGCAGAAUCGAUGGAGGAGUCCAUGGAAGCAUCGGCAGGGAAAGAUCGGAUCUGA